AAUCUUCUAAGUUUUCUUGGUACAUCUGGCACCAAUGAUCACUUUUAAUCAGAAAUUCUCCAGAGGGAUGUUCAGUGAAAAGCAAAAAGAGAAAAGAUAGAUGUCGUCUCUUGCUCUUAGGUUAUAGCAUAAGCAUAAGUGCAAAAUAGAAGCGCAUCCAAAUUCUGUGUGGACAGCCAUUUCAAAACAAAAACAUUCUAGAGGAAAUUUUGUGAGCUUAACAAAACACUAAAAGUGCCAAUUUUCGAAAAAGUUCGUGUUCUACCUGGUGGAUAAUCAUACGAAUAAAAUGCGUAUGACACGGUAUUCGCGCAGUCGGCCGGAUUACGGUGGAAGAGGUUCAUAUUAUAGAGGCGGUCGCCGUGGAUUCGGUCGAUAUAUGCACAACAGACGCUACAACUAUGAUCAAAAUUAUCGAGGAUGGCAUCCCAACCGGUAUGGGCCACCAAAUGAUCGCUAUCGACGGGAUUAUAAUACGCACGGGGACCACCGAUAUUCUUCGAGUCACUAUCGCUCACCAUCGCGAUACUACGAUCACGAACGUUAUCGGGAACGGCGGUAUAGGUCUUCUAGUGAGAACGAAUCAGGAAGCUCAUCCAUGGAAAAGUCACCUUCGCGAAAAUCGAGGAAAACAGAACGCAGCCGAUCCGAAUCACGGGAGUCUGGGUCGGCGGCAAGUCGAGAUAAUAGCUCCAGCACGGCUUUGAGCAAGAUCAGUUCGGGAAGUAGUUUCUUCGCUGAGGUAGAAGACAGUGACGCGUACGUUAGUCCCGAUUACGAUGGACAGUCCAGUCAGGAUAGCGAUGAGAAAGAUGGUAAGAAGAAGCACAAACGUAAGAAGCGGAAAAAGGGAAAGAAAAAACGGGAAAAGGAACGAAGACAACGAAAAAAGUUAAAGAAACGCAAGAAGGAAGCUCUGGAAGAGAGAACCGGUCCACCGGAUCCCGAUGCAAACCAACCGAAGGGAAUUUUACCCCCGGGAAAGAAUAUUCUUGUCAGCGUUCGUUUCGGCGAGGGCGAGCAAGACGAAAAUGCUGCGGAAAAAGCUCAUAAAAAAUCAAAGAAAAAGAAAUCCAGCAAAAGAAGGUUAAAAUCAGGACUUAAAUUAAAAUUAGAACAUCCCAGAAAUAUGUUCUUGGAUUUGUUGGAUCACCCGUCUGGAAGCCAACGAAAAAAGCGUAAGCUUGAUGAAAAUAUUAAACCGGUGGCAAUUAUUGACCUGGAUCGAUCACCAGGGAAACAGGUCAUUUCAAGUCCAAGGGAAAUUAUCGUGCUUAGCGACGAAGAAGCCAAUAGCAAGAAAAAGACAAAAGCUAGUGCUGAAUUGGUCGGUCCAAAUACACCACCGGAACCGGCACCUAAAUCACCGGAAUCGUAUAAUCCGUUUGACCCUACCAAAUCUUCCACACAAUCACCCACUUCGGGACAUAAUCUAGGUAGCAUAUCGACCGUGAGCUAUUCAGAGCACCACCAUCAUCAUCAUCUCCAUUCGGGACACCAUCUGCGCCAGCGCCAAACGAAAAAUAAGCAUUUGUCGCAAAAGUCAAUCGAUCUCAAUAGUGCCGGAGAGCAUUACGACGAUGGCAUUUUAGACCUGCAUCCGACAUCGCCGAUGGACCACCUGUCGCCACGAGCGCAGUACCGACUAUCGCCGCACAAAGCUUAUCAACCGUCGCCGAAUAAGAAGUCGGCUCAUCAAAUGGCCACCGCGACUGUAACUUCCGGAGCGCAAGGUCCCGAAGGGUCAACCAUGCUUCCGUUCGGAGAUGACAUGGAUGAUGGCGAUAUUUCACCGUAUUCGCCACGCUCCAGUGACUGUGAUGAUCACAUGUUCGAUCCGCCGAUCGAAGGUGGUAAUCCCUCGGCCAAUGGCAGCGGCUACCAUCAACCGAAAACCAUAGCUCUCACGGUGGACAAUCUACGGAGGGUGUUCGGCGAUGACAAAAACACACUGUACGGUGACUUGAGGAGGCCCAACGAGGCAGUUGCGCUGGUCGAUGAAAUGUACAAACCUCAGAAAGUUACAAUGGAAAUGCUGGACGAUAUGCCGAGCUCUGCAGUUGAUUUGCAGAUUAAAGAAAAGCUGAUUGCGAAGUUGCAACGUCAGGAGCGAAUAAUCGAGGAAGUGAAACAUUUCCUGAAGCCACAUUUCAACAAGAAACGACUCAGCAAGGAAGAGUACAAAGACAUUAUGAAGAAGUCCGUUCCCAAGAUCUGCCACAGUCGCUCCGGAGAAAUCAACCCCGUGAAAAUUCAGAACCUGAUAAUGGCUUACGUUAAGAAGGCGAUUGCCAAGAGACGUCUCGCAACAUCCAGCCGGAAUGCAAUCGUAUCCUCUACCACGGCGGUUACGUGACUCCCAUAAUUACAGGCCUGUCCUAUAGGCCGCGAAUGUUGAUUUCGUAUUUGUUUACGUUUUUCGUGCUAUGAAUUCUCUAGAAAUGUCCGUGUAGAACGGUUCCACAGCAGCUCGGUGCGGUACGAGUUUAACAAAAACCUUCUACUAAAAUUUGCCUGAGUUUGCUGAAACAGUCAUACUUAGAAUGGAAUGAACUGUACGUGGAAUACGUUCUAUUGCCCGGUUUUUGUAACUUACUGAAACUGCGAAAGUUGUGCAGAAUUCAAUAACCGCAAAAUACGAAAAAGGAUUAGGGGAGACUGCAAUUUGUAUGAUUGUAAAAUAGAUGAUUAAGUUGAAAGUAAACCUGAGCAGGAAAGUUUAAUUUAUGAAGCGAAUAUUUUAUAUUAAAUAUAAAUUUCUAAUCCGUACAGUUGAGUCGUAAUUCAACACUAUUUCUAAUUAUUAAAUUGCAUUGUUCUACAACAGAUGAUGUUACUAACGAUUAGUUUUCGAACGGUCUAAUAACAAGAAAAUGUAUUAUCUGCAUACCGCAACUAUUAGAAUUAAUAGUUGAUCGAAACCUAAAAAAAUAACACUGACUUUAUAGUAAAAUCUUAGAUGGCGUUCUAUAAGUGUAAAGUAAUCAACAUUUUCAAUCAUUCACACAAUAAAAA
Molecule: messenger RNA, 3015 nt
Organism: Malaya genurostris
Lineage: Eukaryota; Metazoa; Arthropoda; Insecta; Diptera; Culicidae
Exons: 5
Coding region: 290-2356 (688 amino acids)
Source: RefSeq, a predicted model, not a curated record